AUGGACGCGCAGAGUGGGCCUCGCGGCGGCGGCUACUCCGCCGACUUUGGUCGAGGCGGUAGGGGAGGACGAGGCCGCGGAGGCCGUGGUUGGUCUCGCGAUGCUAGUAGGGAGCGAGGCAGAGAUCGUGAUAUCGAUUUUCGUGAACGGAGGGAUCCUCCGUACAGGGACGAACGAAGCCGCGAGCGAGAUCGGGAGAGGGACCGCGAGAGGGACCGAGAGCGGGACAGAGAUCGCGAUCGAGAGAGGGACAGAGACCGGGAGCGAGACCGCGACCGUGACUGGGAUAGGCGUGACCGCGACUCGUAUAGGGCUCGCCGGCCAUCCCCUGGUAGGGGAGGUCCCCACCACAGCGUGACUUUCGCGAUCGAGACCAACCGCCCCUCAAUGUUGACGCAGAGAGGGCGAGGCACGCCUCGCGUGAUGGAGGUCCUCUAUCCGCUGGAUCUUCCUCUUCGGAUCCGCCUUUUGGUGCGGCCCCUUUUAACCGAGGAGGAGGAUUCGGGCGUGGUCGGGUCGCGGACGCGUAGGUCGCAAGAAGGCCGUUGGGGGAGGGAGAGGGAUGACCGCGACAGGCCAGACCGAUAUGGCGACCUUGAACCGCGCCGAGAUCGCGAUGACCGUGAUGCCCGCGAUCGUGACGCCCGACCCAAGGUUGAUCGCAGUUCCCUACCUCACGAGCAGCCGCCGCCGACUAAGGAUUCGGCAACCGCUGGUACCGGAAAGCCGCCACCGACUGGGCCAAGAGCGCUAUCUGAGCGUCCGGUAUCGGCAGGUGGCAGUGAACCCCAAGGCUCCCCGGCGGCAACCACGAAAUCGCUGCAGCAAGCUGAACUAACUUCCCCGAUCCCGGUGGGCCCUCGCGCUCAGCCAAAUCCGCCCUCGAGGGCUUCAAGCAAGCAGUGGGCACCUCCAAGCUUUGCUGGCAGGAAGGCACCCGAUUCGCCCAAGGCGAUGCGCUCUCAGAACCCCACUCAGCAACAGUCCCCUCAUGGCACCCGCCACGAUGAAGCCGCGUCAGACUUCCAUCGCGAGGAGGAUAGACGGCCUCGUAGCAGCCAUGCGAAGCCCGAAUCUCAGUUUAGCCCUACUACCGACAGGGCGCAGCCAAUGCGCCGCUCCGUACCACCCGAUUUAGGUCCACGACGCGAGCGAGAUGUGCAGCCAUCACAGGCAACACCUACUAGUAACGAUGCCAAGCUUAAAACGGAAGACAAUGAUGUUGAGAUGGGUGGCAUGGAUAAGGCUCAGUCUAGCCCUAAGGAGUCGAAAGAGAAACCCAACCUGGUGGCCGUAGUGGCGACCAAGGAGCCGCCGCCUCAACAACCGGCACCCAACACCGCAGCCAAGAAACCGCUCCUCAGAUCCGACGAUGAAGAUAUGGGAGACUACUUUGCCGACGAGCUCACUAAAACUGAAACUGCCCUGCGCGAGCUAGAGAAGAAGGGUGCCCCUUGGGAUGUCGCAACUCGAUUCGCAAGCCUAUCUCACGAUAUGGCUCUUAAAAUUGCGGUCGAAGAUGAUCAGGUCUACACUUCCCUUAGACCUAUCCCCACCGAUCUAGAAGCGAAGGCUUACGUGUCCCCCACGCAAGAGACGGAACCAUUCAGGACGGAGAGCACAAAACCACCUACUUCAGACAAUAGCGCACCGCCCAAGGCUGCGAAACCUGAUGCUGAAGUGGCAACAACGGUUAACCCCACCCCGCAACCGAAGACGGAGGAGAUGGACAUCAGCGUUCCCGAACCGCCCGCCGAAGUCGCCGUUAAGCAGGAGGCUCAGCCAGGUUCGGAGGAUGUUCUGAUGGCAGACGCGCCACCGGCCCCUGAAAUAGCUACUGUUAAGGAUGGCAACGCGCCUCCCCUUCCAGAGCAAAAUGGCGUUGUCGCCGAGUCUCGGCCCCCGUCGACGGCCUCCCUGCCGGGCAAUCGUCAGACGACGGUAGCCGACUGCCGACCCCGCCGUCACAACCUUCCUAAUUUCCGUUGCAAACCGUGGGACAAGGACUCCAAGCUCCUAAGGGCCCUGGAGGAAAGUGAUGCGCCCAUCGAGCACUUCAUCAUGGGGCAGCUAGGAAAGAGCGGCCUCGAGAGGCUGUCGGAGCAGCAGGAGGUUGCGCAGGUCUACCUACAAAAUUAUCGAAGUUAUCUGGACUUCACCCUAUCAGCUGAUCCGGUAGCGCUAAAGGUGCGUGACAAGGUAUACGGCACUAGCACUGCCGCCGAGACUCUGGCGGCGGCGCAGGCGAGCGUAGAACAGAAACCCGAGGGCCGAGGCGGCGGAAAAAACCGGAGCGAGAAGGAGUCCAUCAUUUUGCCCAUGUACUGGGACGAGAAGCAAAUGCAAGACGAGCUUUUCUAUGACAACUCUGGCUUUGUGCCUGUUGAUAGGCUCGCCUCUGCUUGGGAAUGUCUGCCACCCAUCGUCAACUUUACAGAGGAAGAGGCGGAGCAAUUUGAAAAGCGCUAUAUGGACAAGCCCAAGCAGUGGGGUGUUAUCGCGGAGGCGAUUCCCAAGAGAGACUUCAAGGCAUGCAUUCAGUUCUACUACCUUAAGAAGAAACCUCUCAACCUCAAGGAGAAACUCAAGAAGCAGCCGAAGCGGAGAAAGAAGAGUGGGCGCGGGAAGCAGAGAUCCUCCGCAUUGGUGUCUGAGCUGGGCAACGGAGAGAACGAAACGGAGGAGAAUAAUGCCGAGGGUGGUGAGGGUGGUGAGCGCAGACGCCCUCGCAGAGCGGCAGCGCCAACCUUUUCUUUCGAGCAGAACAAUAACGCGGCCGACUCAGACGGUGUUGCGUCAGGGUCAGGGCGGCGUGCUAACGCUGGCGGUUCUAAGGUAAACGCUGACGGGGAGAAGGUUGAUGGAAGGAAGGGCCGCCGCAAGGUUGCCAAGGACAAGGAGGCAAAGGCGGCAGCCAAGGCAAACCAAACGCUGGCAGCCACCCCGACGCCAGGACCUGGCCGUGGACGAUCAAGAUCGAACUCGCGUGCGCAGAACCCGGAGACGCCAGCCCCAGCUGGCGCGGCGGAGCCUCCACGCCUCCCGAUCACGUACGAGCAACCGGCCACUCCCCAACCGCCCCCUGUGGUGGAGCCCGUGCCCCAAGCCCCACCACCACCGACACCCACUCUCGAACAUCCUCCGCCUGCGACUCAAACUUCGUCAAUGGCAGAUGUGAUGGCGCCUCCGGCGGCGCUCGCUCCACCGCAGCUUCGCCCCGAUCCCCUCCUCCGCCACCGGCCCACGCAACACCUCUCACCUUUGUGCAAACUUCUUCACAACCGUCAAUUCCCCGCCCUUCUUCGGGCAUUUGGAACGGACUGGGGCGCCAUCGCCAAUCACAUGGGCUCCAAAACCCCCGUUAUGGUCAAGAACUAUUUCGUGCGGCAGAAGGACAAGAAUGAUGGCUCGAAAAAGCGGCACGAACAUACCGGGUCGACCGGCCGUAUCCUCCCAGGGGCGGCGCCAGGGAACCCCGACGCCCCCAUAGUUACGGAGCCCAUACCGACAGCCAAGGCGAGCGGCAGCCUCCCGCAGCUGGCAAAUCCUCCCUUCUCUUCCCGCGGACCAUUGGUUCCCGUCGCCCAGGGCAGUCCAGGGCAGCCCCGCCGUUGCACUCGCCGCAGAAGCAACAACCUCUGGAACAUGGCGGGAUCAUGGGACAGGCUCCGCCGCAAGGUCAACCCGUUCCUGGUCCGCAGCUCCAACAAGAUGCAGCCAAGCCACCUCACUCAGCGCCGCCCCAGGCACACCCAGGGACCCCACAAGCAAUCUCGCCCGGGGUCAAGCCAUACGCCUAUCCCGGGGACAGGGGCGGAGAACCCAUGGAUAUCGGAGGACAGAAGGCAUCUGGUCUGCAUGGGGCAGAUGCGCCGGCGAAGCGGGCUUUGGCACCAAUGCGACCAUCUUCUGGACCAGGGCCCCAAGUGGCAACAGCAAUUCCGCAGGCCGACCCACAGCAAUCGAAACGUAAUAUCGCGCCAAUGCGCCCUGUGGGAGGAACCAAUGGUUCAACAACCACCCGAGCCUCAGUCACAGCAGCCCAAGCGCGUCAUCGCGCCCAUGCGAUCGUCGGCUCCCGUCGAUGUCAUCAUGCAGCAGCCAGAGGCGCCGGCGACCCAGUCUCGGCGAGGGUUGGCUUCGAUGCCGAUGGCGCAGCCACAGCCAGAAGCGCAGCAGUCGGCACGCAUGCUGGCCCCUACGAGGCCCUCCAACAUCCCUCCCCCGGACACCAUGGCGACCUGGGACGAGAACGCGCCAAGAUGGAAGCGCCUCGGCCGAUCGAGCAACGUCCCCCGGUUCACCUCAAGCAGGAGCCAGACGCACACCCUUCGGCUGGGCCCAUCUCCCGCCAAGCGGGCGGAAUGGGGACCUCCCAGUUACGGCCGCGUGCCAGAGCCGACGAGCGUGUACGGCAUGACAGCGCAGCCCCAGAGUGACGGUCGCCCUUCGUACGGAGACCUAAGCCGAGGGCAAGUUGCGCCCCAGCAGCCGAUGCCGCCAGCGCCUACGGUGGCACCACCACCCGCCCGAGCUCCCGAGCCUAAGAAGUCGAGCUUAAUGGCGCUACUCAACGACGAUCCGCCAGCACCGGCACCGGCAGCGCCCAAGGCGCUCAAUGAAGUUGCGAGCAGCAGCAUGGCCACCUCGAGUCCCCAGCCGCCAAAAAUGCCGGGUCACGGAGCUGUACCGCCGCCGUCGGCACCCCAGCUUAGCAGGGAGCCAGAGGUUGCCUAUGGAUACGGGCAUGGCUCACACAUGCCGAUCCAGCGGCCAGCAUCCGUCAUGUCGCAGCGGCACGAACCCCCAGAUGGCCCCGUCGCGCGACUACUACCGACAGCCGAGUUAUGCCCCGCACCACGCUACAGCCCCCAGCACGCCGCAGCCGCCCCGCACCACCAUGCCCCGUCGGCCCAUUCUCAGCCGCCGGCGCCGCCUCCGUAUCAAAUACGCGAUGCAUCCACCGACCUCGCGGCCGCUCGAACACGCUCCUCCCAGCAGGGAUUCCUGGUCGUCUUCUGGACAGUCGCACGUACCUCAAAGCCCAGCGAUGAUGUCUACGGGCCUCCAGAAGCCCGGAGGAUGGCCAGUGAACGCGACGCCCAAACCCAUGCAAAGCCUCGGACAACCCCCAAGGCGUGGGACCCGAUCAAGGGACCCGGAGGCCCAGGAGGUCCUAUGCAAUCGUCGUGGUCGGCCACACCGCCACCGCAACAGCAGCAGCCGCCACCGCCACCACAGCAGCAACAACACUACGGCGGCGGGCACCGGGUGACCCUUAUGGCACGCCGACCUCAAUGGCGCAACAGGCGCCCCCAACGCGCCAACGCCCAGCAACGUACCCCCAUGGACACAUGCAGAGCCCGUAUCCCCGCCAGCGCCACCAUCGCGAGAGCCUAUGUCGCACUACCCCUACGGACUGCGGCCUGUUAUACUCCGGUUUCGGCAUACGACACACGAGGUCCUCCUCCGCACAGUGGCUACGGAGGCAUGGCGGACCCCCGAGAUCCGCGGGACCCUCGGGACCCUAGGGAUCCUCCCAGCAUUCGGAGGCUUUUCGGCAAGGCGCCAAAGAAGGCAAAACUAGCAUCCGUAAUCUUGGUGUACGGCAACCAUGGGGACCAUUAUAUCGGCAUCGAUGUAGGAACCGGCUCAGCCCGGGCCUGUAUUGUCGAUGCCUCGGGCACCAUCAAGGCAAUCGCAUCCGAAGACAUCAAGCUCUGGAAGCCCCAGAGUGGCUACUACGAACAAUCCACGACCGACAUCUGGAACCGCAUCUGCAGCUGUGUGCGCCGUAUCCUUGCCGAGUCCAAGGUUGACCCGACCACCGUCAAGGGCCUCGGCUUCGACGCCACGUGCUCCCUCAGCGUCUUCACCCACGAUACCGACGAGCCCGUAUCCGUCACAGGCCCCAACUUCGAGGCCGAUGCCGACAAGCGCAAUAUAGUCCUGUGGCUCGAUCACCGAGCCGAGGCCGAGACCGAUGCCAUCAACGCCACGGGUCACAACCUCCUGCGCUACGUCGGCGGCACCAUGAACAUCGAGAUGGAGAUGCCCAAGGUUCUCUGGCUCAAGCGCAACAUGCCGCCCGAGCUCUUCUCCCGCUGCAAGUUUUACGACCUUGCCGACGCACUAACACACAUUGCCACCGGCAAAGAGACGCGCAGCUUCUGCAGCGCCGUGUGCAAGCAGGGCUACGUCCCCGUCGGGGUCGAUGGGAGCGUUAAAGGCUGGCAGGAGGACUUUUAUCAUGGAAUUGGCCUCUCCGAUCUUGUCGAGGACGAGUUCAAGAGAGUGGGAGGCGUUGAUAGGGUGAACGGUCACUUUCUCAGCGCAGGAGAGCUCGUGGGUACGCUGAGCGAGAAAGCGGCCCAGGACCUCGGGCUUCCCACGACCGUUGCGGUAGGCAGCGGCGUCAUCGAUGCCUACGCGGGUUGGAUCGGCACCGUCGGCGUGCAGGUCGACGGUCUUAAGGAGGACGCUAGUACUACCAGCGGCCCAGAGCAAGCCUCGGGCCGUCUUGCCGCGGUUGCAGGUACCUCCACCUGCCACCUUGUCAUGUCCAAAGACCCCGUUUUCGUCAACGGUGUAUGGGGCCCCUACAGGGACGUCCUCCUACCGAACCAGUGGAUGGCCGAGGGUGGGCAGUCCGCCACCGGCGAGCUCCUCCGCCAUGUCGUCGAGACCCAUCCCGCUUACCUAGACAAGUCUGCGUUGCCCGAGGGCGGCCUGGGUAGCAAGUCUAUCUACGAGCACCUCAAUGAACGGCUCGCCCAGAUGGCGCGCCAGUCUGGGGCCUCAAGCGUCCCUUACCUCGCCAGGCACAUAUUCUUCUAUGGCGACUUGUGGGGCAACCGCUCACCUGUCGCUGACUCUCGGAUGCAGGGCGCUCUCGUCGGCAUGACCAGUGACACCGGCCCGGACAGCCUCGCCCUGCUGUACUACGCUACCAUGGAAUUCAUCGCUAUGCAGACGCGGCACAUUAUCGAUACCAUGAACAAGGCGGGUCACUCCAUCUCUAGCAUCUUCAUGUCUGGUGGACAGUGCCGCAACACCAUUCUAAUGGACCUCAUUGCCACCGUAUGCGACCUACCCGUAGUCAUCCCGGAGUACGUUGGCGCGGCCGUCGUUCAUGGCGCCGCGAUGCUUGGUGCCAAGGCCGCAAGUGCAGACCAAACAGGGCACACCGAGGAUCUGUGGGCUAUCAUGCAAAAGAUGAGCAAGCCCGGGAGUGUACCUUUUGGCCAGACCAAUGCAUCACAGCCCGCCGCCGGCUCGAGCCUCUUUGGCGCAUCGACAGCCACGAAACCGAGCUUGUUCGGCCAAAGCACCGCGACUCAACCUGCUGCCUCGACCGCCCAACCUACCGCUGGCGGCCUUUUCGGAGCCUCGACCGCCUCUAAGCCGAGCAUGUUCGGGGCCUCGACCGCCACCACUGCCCAGCCUUCCACCACCCCGUUCGGCGGCCUGGGUCAGAGCACCCAGUCCUCCGCCUUUGGGGCGACCAACACCACCGCGAAGCCUUCUCUGUUUGGCGGCGCCUUGGGCUCCACUACCACCGCACAGAACCAGGGCCAGGCCCAGAUCCCCAGCCUAGGAACCGCUCCCUCCAGCCUCGGCCUUUCCACGCUCGGCGCCAGCACCCAGCAACAGGGCCAGCAGCAGCAGCAGGGUGGCCAGCAACCCGCCGGCGCCUACUUCGAUACACUUUUCGCCAUGACGAAGAAGCGUACCGACGGAACCACCGAGGACAUGCCUCACCUACAGCUUGGCCUCGGUGACCUUCGCCAGCGCCUCAAGAAGAUUGGUGGCAAGACGCCCGAAAAGGCCGUCGACGGCAGGGCCCAUUAUGUCCUCGCUGCCUCUGGCAUCGACCUGGGGGCCGCCGCGAAGGACUUGGGUUCUCUCGCCGUUAACCCGAGCAAGGUUGAUCGCCACGCUAGUGAUAUGGGCGGUCCCUCCGAAGUCGACGUAGAGACCUACCUCGAGAACCUCCAGAAGAAGACCACCCUCGGCAUGAUACAAGACGGCCUCGAGAGAUCCGCUAGGGAUUUCGACAACUUCCUCGAGGAUAACAUGGCGACUGAGUGGGAGGCACAACGUAAGCGCAUCUACCAGCACUUCGGUAUCAUGCAGCGCGACACCGGGGCGGAUUCUGCCACUCCAGGCAGGGAGGCUCAAGCGGGCUUUGGCCGCUCCCGCCGCAAAUCCCAGCACGCCGGUGCUGGUGCUGGCACGGGCGCCGCCUCCCGCGCCGGUAGGAGCACCAUUCUCGGAAACAGCAACCUCCAACGCUCCGUCAUCGGAACCCCGCGCGCAUUGCCCUCCCGCCAGCUCGGCGGCGUCCAGUCUUCCGACGACCGUGCGAUGCGUGAGAAGCAGAGCAAACUCGCCGACAAGAUCACCACCCUCAACAAGAUGCGCACUUUGCAGCGACCCUUCCCCAUCCUGUCCGAGUUGGCCGAAAUUGAACAAAAGUCGCCCGAACCCCACGCUUCCUACGUCACCCAGGCCUACAGGGCAGUCAUGGAGAUUGUGGGCGAGAAUCCCGAGGCCGAGACAUCCCUGAACAAUGCCACGGCUAAAGAGCGGCAAUAUGUUUCGCAGUACCUGGACGAUAACAAGAACUCGUCCGAAGCCUUGAAUAUGCGCAAGAGAAUUCUUGUGGGCGGCAACCGAUUCCUCGAGCACCUGUUCGUCGCCGAGAUGGAGUCUCUGAUCGCUAAGCAUCCUCACGAGGCCAACCUCGGCGGCCGCCCCGAUAUCGUUAGCAAGGUCAAGGCCUACAUCCGCCUACGAUCCGCCCGCAAGGACCUCGUCCCCGAUAACUCGGAGCUUCAGCAAGUCCAGGGCGAGUACGUGUGGGCUAUCGUAUUUUAUCUCCUCCGCUCCGGCCACGUAAUGGACGCGGCUCGGUACGUCAACGACAACCUCAACAACUUCCGCGGCAUCGACCGCACUUUCUCCACCUACCUCAACGCCUACGCAUCGAGCGAAGAGAGGCGGCUCAAGAGGCUCCUCCAAGAGCGCUGCGCGCGAAUUAUCGGUCGCUGCGAGAUUAACAACCGCAGCCUGGAGGGCCUCAAGUCCGAUAUCCACGACUGGAUCUGGCUUCAAUUCAACCUCGCCCGCGAGGCCGACCGGACCGUCGAGUUUGCAAGCGAGAUGUACGACCUUGCGGACUUGCAGGCUAGCAUGCGCGAGAUUGGUACCAAGCACUUCCCCAAGUCGCCCUCCGAGGACAACAAUGGCAACUUUGGUAUGUACUUUUACCUGCUCGCCCUGUCUGGCCAGUUUGAGGAGGCCGUCGCCUACCUGUACCCCUUCUCCUACGUGGACGCUGUCCACUUUGCCCUCGCGCUCGAGUACUACGGUCUCCUGCGGCCCAGCGAUCCCCUCACGGCCGACAACGAGCUGCGGAGCCUGGACAGCCGCGGCCGUACCCAGAUCAACUUUGGUCGCAUGCUAGGCUACUACACGCGCGACUUCCGCGCCGCCAAUGUCGAGGCCGCAGUUGACUACCUCGCUCUCAUCUGCCUCAACAGCGACCUCCCCGGUGAGUCGGGCCGGCGCCACGCCAACUUGUGCCACGAGGCUCUCCGCGAACUCGUCCUCGAAUCCCGCGAGUUUAGCAAGCUCAUUGGCGACAUCCGUCCCGACGGCCACCGUAUCAAGGGCGCCAUCGAGCAGCGCGGCGCUCUCGUCGGCCUCUCGGACGAGGACGACUUUGUUCACACCGUCACCCUCCAGGCCGCCAGCUUCGCCGAGGAGACGGGCCGUACUACGGACGCCGUGCUCCUCUACCACCUUGCCGGCGAGUACGAUACCGUCGUCGCCAUUGUCAGCCGCGCUCUCAGCGAGGCCAUCGCCAUGGACAUUGGCGAGAGCCCCAUGGUCCUCGUGCCCGUCAAGCCCCGCACCGGCGCCUCUGCCGAUGGCAGCGCCGAGCAGCCCGCGGCCGGCAGCAGCCUGAGCCUUGCCGCCAUCGACGACCCCAUCGAGCUCGCCAGGACCAUGAUGACGAUGUACGAGCGCGACGCCAUGUUCCAUCGCGGCAUCCAGGAACAGAACAAGGUUGCCUGCCGCCUGCUCCUCGAGCUAAGCUCUAUCAAGGCCCUCGUCGAGGCGAGGCAGUGGGCUCAGUGUCUCGACCGCGACCAGCUCCUCGCCGGCCACUUCACCGGAAACGAGACAUCGCGCCAAAUGCUCAUCGACCAGCUCCGCCAAAUGACGCUCGAUCUCACGGCGUACACGAGCCAGCUGCGCUACCGAUUCCCGCCACACCUACACGAGGCCCUCGCCAGGGCGUCGGCUGAGUAA
Molecule: messenger RNA, 10320 nt
Organism: Parascedosporium putredinis
Lineage: Eukaryota; Fungi; Ascomycota; Sordariomycetes; Microascales; Microascaceae
Source: the annotation of a GenBank genome assembly